GGCGCAGCCGGAUGUUGAUAAUAGUUUCACACGUUGCCGGUUGUUGGUUGUUACUCCUAACCAGAUUGUUUUAUGUAAAUUAUAAACAGUGCACCAAAUUUGAUCGUUUUAAGUCGCUAUGUCGGCGUCACUGGUCAGAAGAGGGCUGGAGCUGCUGAGCGAUGACAUUAAAGAUGUCAGUAAGAAGAAGAAACACCAGACUCCCAGCUCAGCGAAGGUGAUGGACCUGGUGAGCACCAAGCGCCAGGGAGUCACCAGGCAGGUGAAGAGGCUCCAGGGCCGACUUGGGCCAGGAAAAAGCAAAGCUACAGUCAAGGACAAGAGGAUCAAAUCAGCAGUGGAGGAGUUCAGAAAGAACCAGGGGAAGAGCCAUCUGAGUGCCAACCUCGAGUACUUUAUGAAAACUACCCGCAGAACAUCAGAUUCUGAUACUAAAAAGAUCCUGAGCUACAACUCAGGGCGGCAGUCCAGAAACCUUCCAGAUGUACCCAUGAAGACCAAGGAACCCGAGUCUGUGUUCACAGAGGAAGAGUUCCAGCAGUUCCAGAAAGAAUACUUUGGCCAAAGUGUGAAGGAGAAGAAAUAACAUACGCCCUGAAAAUAAAAGACACUGCAGAUACAGCGGAGGCCACAGGGAUAUGUUUGGUGGAUCAGAGGGGAUUUUUGGAUCAGACUACGAACUAUACGUUUUUUUUGUCC
Cololabis saira (Pacific saury) is the source of this 699-nucleotide messenger RNA. It is a transcript of the gene rps19bp1, whose product is annotated as ribosomal protein S19 binding protein 1. The record is from RefSeq and is a predicted model, not a curated record. Bases 119 to 586 code for a protein of 155 amino acids. Gene Ontology annotation, cellular component: nucleolus. The transcript is spliced from 4 exons. Gene Ontology annotation, molecular function: enzyme binding. NCBI's taxonomy places the organism in Eukaryota, Metazoa, Chordata, Actinopteri, Beloniformes, Belonidae.